CGUGAAGGAGUUGAUCGAGAUGGCGAAGGCUGGAAAGCUUCUUCCCCGACAUCAUUACUUCUCCCUCUUCGAUCCCGAGCACCGAAGGCAGAUGAUCCUCCUGUUCAAGAUUCUCAAAUCGGCCAAGGACUGGGACACCUUCUACAAGACGGCGUCAAGGGCUCGAGUUAAGGCAAACGAAGGAAUGUUCGUAUACGCCCUCACCAUGGCUGUCCUCACCCGACCAGAUCUGAAGGGAAUCCAGCUCCCUCCCCUCUACGAAAUCAACCCGCACUUCUUCUUCCCAACCACCACCAUCCGACAGGCCUACCGAGCACAAAUGCAGCAGGAGGACGCGACGAUCGAGGCCACCUUCACAGGAACGCUGAAGAACCUCGAGCAGCGAGUGGCCUACUUCGGCGAGGACAUCGGGCUCAACAACCACCAUCACCACUGGCACGCGGACUUCCCCUUCUGGUGGCGGGACGAAUGGGGCCACAAGGACCGCAAGGGGGAACUCUUUUUCUACAUGCACCACCAACUCAAUGCUCGAUUUGAUGCCGAGAGGCUGAGUAACAACCUCCCUCGGGUUGAAGCCAUUGGCUGGGACAAAACCAUUCACGAAGGAUUUGCUCCGCACAUGUCCUACUACGAGGAAGGGGAAUUCCCAUCUCGACCAGACGACAUGCACUUCCUGGACCUCCCGUUCAUGACGCGAGACCAGAUGACCCGAUACGAGAGCAGGAUCAGAAAUGCCGUUGACAAACUCAAGGCAUACGGACCCAAUGGACCAGUCAGCCUGAACUCAUCAGAGGGAAUCGAUAUCUUGGGGAACAUGGUGGAGGCGAACGAGAACACCCCCAACCUGGCAUUCUACGGGUCCAUCCACAACCUCUUCCACGUCUUCCUCGCUCGUAUCGGCGACCCUGAUGGACGUUACGGCGUA
Darwinula stevensoni is the source of this 925-nucleotide messenger RNA. The record is from the annotation of a GenBank genome assembly. Lineage: Eukaryota; Metazoa; Arthropoda; Ostracoda; Podocopida; Darwinulidae.